Lingula anatina is the source of this 810-nucleotide messenger RNA. Its product is annotated as putative nuclease HARBI1. Lineage: Eukaryota; Metazoa; Brachiopoda; Lingulata; Lingulida; Lingulidae. The record is from RefSeq and is a predicted model, not a curated record.
AUGGCGUACCUGCUGAGGUUCCACAGGAAUCCUCAGCAGUAUAAUCCACCUAGACAGAGGAGAGAGAGGACUUUUCGAAGAGAAGUAUUUGACUUUGACGGCUAUACUGAUUCUGAACUGCGUGCAAGGUUUCGUUUUGGCAGAGAAGACCCUAGGGAGAAGGCCACGAUCCGCCGUGGGUUUUUUAGGAUUGCCAGAUUCCCUGGGGUCAUCGGCUGUUUGGACGGAACACACAUUAGGAUAACGGCGCCCACGUUGAAUGAGCCUGCAUUCGUAAAUAGAAAAAACUACCACAGUUUGAAUGUCCAGGCUAUAUGUGACCACAAAGGUAGAUUUACAAAUAUCGUUGCCCAGUGGCCUGGUAGUGUCCAUGAUGCCCAUAUCUUUUCCACAUCAGCGGUUGGGCGUCACCUAAAUCAAAACCAGCAACCAGAGGAUGGGGUCCUCCUAGGCGAUAGUGGUUAUGCCUGCAGGCCAUAUUUAAUGACACCAUAUCUUCACCCUGUAGGGAGAGCCCAAAGGAGGUUUAAUAGGGCCCACAGGAGCACAAGAAAUCUCAUAGAGCGAGUGUUUGGCAUGUGGAAAAAGAGAUUUGGUUGCCUAAAUAUAGGAUUCAGGAUGGCCCCAGCUAGAGUGAGUACCAUAGUUGGAGCAUGCGCCGUCCUCCACAACAUUGCAAUAAACUUGAAGGAGCCCAUUCCUGACAAUGUACAAGUGCCUGCAGACAAUGGUGACAUGGGGGUGCAGUAUCAAGGACCCCAAGAUGGUCGUGCAGUCAGGGAUCAUCUUGCUUCAACAUAUUUUGCAUGA